Rhopalosiphum maidis (corn leaf aphid) is the source of this 1448-nucleotide messenger RNA. RefSeq names its product homeobox protein goosecoid-like. The record is from RefSeq and is a predicted model, not a curated record. NCBI's taxonomy places the organism in Eukaryota, Metazoa, Arthropoda, Insecta, Hemiptera, Aphididae. Gene Ontology annotation, molecular function: RNA polymerase II transcription regulatory region sequence-specific DNA binding; DNA-binding transcription factor activity, RNA polymerase II-specific. Bases 375 to 1352 code for a protein of 325 amino acids. Gene Ontology annotation, biological process: regulation of transcription by RNA polymerase II. The transcript is spliced from 3 exons.
UUAAACGAUUGACGGCUCUAUUAAACGUUUAUCGUUAGCGGGUAAUACUGAAAAACACUGAGUAUAAUACGCAAUAUUAAUAGUAUACGCGUGUGUGUACAAUAUAUAGGCAGGUACAUCGGAUAAGUCGAUUUUUAUUAAUUUUUGGUCGUUCGACGUCUUAUAUUGUAAUAUUAUAAUACAUUGUCGCGAGCAGUGUUCGCCGCCGUACUAAGGAUUAAUAACAAUAUUUAACAAAACACGACAACACGAAAAUGACGAUGACGAUUGCGGCCGUACGGUGAACGUCGCCGUAGCCACUGUCCUGCACCCGAUUUCCGCGAACAUUAGGAACACGAUACAUCAUUAUAGUGCGUCCACGUCUGCAAAAACCGAUGAAAUUGGACGGACGACUCGGCGGGACGGCGUGCGACGGCGGCGGUGCUGUUUACGGGUCAUCGGCAGGUCUCGGCGACAACGGCGAUCGCCCGGAACGGCCACCUGCCUCCGCCGUCGCCACGGCCGCGGUGCAGGACGAGCGGGGCUUGUCGUCAUCGCCGCCGCCGCGGGAACAGUGCGAUUGCGACUCAAACGCCCGGAGACAGGCGAUGGCCACCUGCACGGCGACCGGUUCCGCGGCUGUGCCGAAGACGUCUGCAGUAGGUUCGUCGCUGUUCACCAUCGACAGUAUACUGGCCCCGUCGAGAUCGUCCGACGACUCGGCCGUCGCGGCAGCCUCGGCCCGCAACAACGUGACCGCGGCCACGGCAGCGGCCACCGGGUUUUUCAAACAGCCGCUGAGCUUUGGACACCUGGCAGCCGCAGCGGCCGCGUCCGGAUACGCGCACUCCACUGCCGCAAACUUCUUAGUUGCCGCGGCUGGUUACCAAAGCAUCUAUCCUAGUUACAUGAUGGCCAUGGCGGUGACGGGAGGCCACGGGACUGCCGGCGGUCAUCAUCACGGUCCCGCGUCCAUGUUCGCCGGCCCACCGGCCAAGAGAAAGAGAAGGCACCGGACAAUAUUCACCGAAGAACAGCUCGAACAGUUAGAAGCAACUUUCGAGAAGACACAUUACCCUGACGUGGUGCUCAGGGAGCAGUUGGCACUGAAAGUGGAUUUAAAAGAAGAACGAGUCGAGGUAUGGUUUAAAAAUCGUCGUGCAAAGUGGAGAAAGCAAAGACGUGAAGAACAAGAUAGACUGAGGAAAAUGCAACAUCAUCUAGUGGAACAGCCUGGAGUGUCUAAUGGACUAGCAGCUGCAGUAGCGGCAGCCGCGGCUAGGGGGAAUGAUCCCAUGCGGUUAGUUCAUCUGCACGUAGACGAAGAAGAACUCGAAGAAGAUCCCGAUUCUUCAGAUUUAGAAGUUGCUUGAGUAAAUUCUAUCGACUGAAUAAAUAAUUGUUUGAAUUUUUAUACAUUUCUUGAAGAGAUGGUUUAUUUUUAACCCAGAACGAUGCGUAUAUAUUUU